AUGGCGGCUGCCGCCCCGGUGGAUGCAAGCGCAGAGAAUAAGGUUCACAGCGAUGUUAUGCUUUUCAAUCGCUGGACCUACUACGAUGUUCAGAUCAAUGACAUCGCUGUUGAGGAUUACAUCACAGCAACAGCUUCCAAGCAUCCGGUUUAUAUGCCAUACACAGCUGGUAGAUACCAGGCUAAGCGUUUCAGGAAGGCCCGAUGCCCAAUUGUUGAGAGGCUCACCAACUCUCUUAUGAUGCAUGGACGGAACAAUGGGAAGAAGCUAAUGGCUGUCCGCAUCAUCAAGCAUCCAAUGGAGAUCAUUCAUUUGUUGACUGACCAGAACCCAAUUCAAGUAAUUGUUGAUGUUGUCAUCAACAGUGGGCCAAGGGAAGAUGCAACUCGUAUUAGUUUAGCUGGUGUUGUGAGGCGUCAGGCUGUUGAUAUUUCUCCACUUCUCCGUGUUAACCAGGCCAUUUAUUUGCUGACAACUGGUGCACGUGAGAGUGAUUUCAGGAACAUCAAGACCAUAGCUGAGUGCCUUGCAGAUGAACUCAUCAAUGCUGCCAAGGGUUCUUCAAAUAGCUAUUCCAUUAAAAAAAAGGAUGAGAUUGAGAGGGUUGCCAAGGCCAACCGAUGA
Messenger RNA from Nicotiana attenuata, 624 nucleotides. RefSeq names its product 40S ribosomal protein S5-like. Gene Ontology annotation, biological process: translation; ribosomal small subunit assembly. Gene Ontology annotation, cellular component: cytosolic small ribosomal subunit; ribosome. Bases 1 to 624 code for a protein of 207 amino acids. The transcript has 5 exons. Gene Ontology annotation, molecular function: structural constituent of ribosome; rRNA binding; mRNA binding. Lineage: Eukaryota; Viridiplantae; Streptophyta; Magnoliopsida; Solanales; Solanaceae. The record is from RefSeq and is a predicted model, not a curated record.